CCACAGUGCCCUGUAUCUGUCGGAAGCCUGGCUGGGGCAGCUGUGCCCGUUUUUUGCUGUCCUGAUGCCACCCUUUAGCAGGGUGCUGGGGAUGCUGUGGCUUUGGACACUGCUUCCUACGGCUGCACAAGUGUCCCCAAAAAGGAGAACCUGUGUGUUCUUCGAGGCUCCUGGCGUGCGGGGGAGCACAAAGACCCUGGGGGAAGUGCUGGGCGCGGGACCAGGGCCCCCCAAGGGCAUUCGCUGCCUCUACAGCCAUUGCUGCUUUGGAAUCUGGAAUCUGACCCACGGCCGGGCACAAGUGGAGAUGCAAGGAUGCCGGGACAGUGACGAGCCAGGCUGCGAAUCCCGCCACUGUGACCCCACGCCUCGGGCCCACCCCAGCCCCAGCUCCACUCUCUUCACGUGCUCCUGUGGGACCGACUUCUGCAAUGCCAACUACAGCCAUCUGCCUCCUUCAGGGACCCAAGGGACUCCUGGCCCCCAGGACCCCCAGGUCACCCCAGGUCCAGGUGGGCCCAUCUGGAUGGCUCUGCUGUUGCUGGGAAUGUUCCUCACGCUGCUGCUCAGCAGCAUCAUCCUGGCCCUGCUACAGAGGAAGGCCUGCGGAGCGCACGGCGAGGCAGACCCAGAGCCGGGCUCUGGCUCAGGGGGAGACUGCAGCGAGGAGCUGCCUGAGCUGGCUGAGCUCUGCUUCUCCCAGGUAAUCCAGGAAGGAGGUCAUGCAGUCGUCUGGGCCGGGAGGCUGCAGGGUGAGAUGGUAGCCAUCAAGGCCUUUCCCCCAAGGGCUGUGGCCCAGUUCCGAGCUGAGAGAGCUGUGUAUCAGCUGCCCGGCCUACGGCACGACCACAUCGCGCGGUUUAUCACUGCUGGCCAGGGGGCGCCUGGGCCCCUGCCCUCUGGCCCUUUGCUGGUACUGGAACUGUACCCUAAGGGCUCCCUGUGCCGCUACCUGACGCAGUACACCAGUGACUGGGGAAGUUCCCUGAGGAUGGCUCUGUCCCUGGCCGAGGGCCUGGCGUUUCUCCACCAGGAGCGCUGGCAGGACGGCCGGUACAAACCGGGCAUUGCUCACCGAGACCUGAGCAGCCAGAAUGUGUUCGUCCGAGAGGACCGGUCCUGCGCCAUUGGAGACCUGGGCCUGGCCCUGGUGCUGCCUGGCCUUGCUCAGCCCCCUGCCUCGGCCCCUGCUCAGCCCCGAGGCCCAGCUGCCAUCUUGGAAGCCGGCACCCAGAGGUACAUGGCUCCCGAGCUCCUGGACAAGACUCUGGACCUCCAGGACUGGGGCACGGCCCUCCAGAGGGCCGACGUCUACUCCCUGGCUCUGCUCCUGUGGGAGAUCCUGAGCCGCUGCUCAGACUUGAGCCCGGACCGCAGGCCCCCGCCUUUUCAGCUGGCCUAUGAGGCGGAGCUGGGCAGCAACCCCAGCGCCUGCGAGCUCUGGGCCUUGGCGGUGGAGGAGAGGAAGCGCCCCAGCAUCCCGGCCGCGUGGAGCUGCUCUGCCACGGACCCCGGGGGGCUGAGGGAACUCCUGGAAGACUGCUGGGAUGCGGAUCCCGAAGCGCGGCUCACGGCGGACUGUGUGCAGCAGCGCCUGGCAGCCCUGGCUUUCCCUCCUCAGGGCUGCCCGCCUCCCUGCCCGUCAGCGCCUGCCUCUGCCACUCUCCCCUGCAGGCCUCAGCAGGGCGCUUGCCUCCCCGGCUCUCGUCCUCAGCCUGUCAGCACCAGCGUUCACGUGUAAACGAGUUUGUGCGCGCGCACCCCUGUGAUCGUACACCUAUUGCUGUCUUUGUCCGUGGUCCCUAACCCGUGGGUGGACGCGCUCAGGAAAGAAGAGAAUAAAGCCAGGGUUCCCUGGUGUCCUUGGGCCCGUCGCCCUGCUCUGCUUUUCCACCAAUGCGUGCUGAUUGCUUUAAGGUCUGUUUGUUUAUAGUA
Meriones unguiculatus (Mongolian gerbil) is the source of this 1935-nucleotide messenger RNA. RefSeq names its product anti-Mullerian hormone receptor type 2 (gene Amhr2). The record is from RefSeq and is a predicted model, not a curated record. Gene Ontology annotation, cellular component: plasma membrane; signaling receptor complex. Gene Ontology annotation, molecular function: transforming growth factor beta receptor activity; ATP binding. The transcript is spliced from 11 exons. The coding region runs from base 65 to 1741 and encodes 558 amino acids. Gene Ontology annotation, biological process: cellular response to growth factor stimulus; BMP signaling pathway; protein phosphorylation. NCBI's taxonomy places the organism in Eukaryota, Metazoa, Chordata, Mammalia, Rodentia, Muridae.